AUGGCGGUUCAUCCCACCGAGGGAACAGGCAUCGAUCUCGACAACGACACGAAGUUUAGAUGCGGACUAGUCCAUGUUAACAGGCACUUCUACGACACCUGGCGCGACAAGUUCAUCUUCGACAACAACUUCGUGUUGACCGUGACAACAAGGCAGGUGCAGACGACGUUCGACGACUUCAAACACCUCCGAACCUUCCUCCGCAAAACUUACCAGUGCAUAUCAUCCUACUCACCUGGAAGACCGGACACCGUUACCGCGAGAAUCGUCACCCGGGAUGAGGACCGUCGACAACCCGGACCGUCAUAUAUCCUUCGUUUCGAAACCGACAGCGCAGUCUCUCUUGCCGACGUUCGCAUCAGCGUGUUGCCACUAGUCAUAGAGACGUCGACUACACAAGCCAAGAAUACCGUGAUGAUUCAGAUAUGGAUGAAGCACGACACUGAGGGGACAUCUAGGAUGACCUCUUCUCACACUGUGACACUGCACAAGCUACGACUCAACAUUGUAGUAGCAAUGAUGAGCCACGUAUACUCCGAUCCCAGGUAUCUCCAUCCCUGGGACGAACUACCAGACUUCUGGAUCAACGGCUUCGGAGACGUUGUCCAGACCACUACUGUUCCUGAUUUAUCAUGCGACGACACCGGUGCUUGGCAACCAGCCUCCCCGCUCGUAUACAACGAGGAGGCGGGCGAGGACGAAGACGAGUACCACAUCGCGAAUUUACAUCCCAUCGACUACGUAUAUCGCAGCAAGGGCGACGGCGUCCAUUCUGACUGUCGCUAUCCAAUGACGAAAGAGGUGCUUCAGUAUCUUAUGGGUUGUCUGGAUGGAGCGGGGUUGGAGGGCGAUGGGAUUUUUACGGGGUAA
Molecule: messenger RNA, 870 nt
Organism: Alternaria arbusti
Lineage: Eukaryota; Fungi; Ascomycota; Dothideomycetes; Pleosporales; Pleosporaceae
Exons: 2
Coding region: 1-870 (289 amino acids)
Source: RefSeq, a predicted model, not a curated record